CCUUGUUCCACCCUCCUGUUCUCUCUUUGCUUCUUUCCUUCCCUCCCCUCAACAACUACAUUUUUUGGGGUCGCACUGUCGCCGCCACGUAGCUGUCCUUAUCGCUGGACUUUCCUGUCGUUGCCGCAUACCACCUUCAAUUAUUGUGAACACAUUUCUUCUCUCUCACAAUGUCCGACGAUAAGAAGAGCGACGACUACAGAGUCGACAUGCCCUCGGGCAAGGAGUUCCGCGCGCCCUCCCCGCUGCCUCGCGCGUCCAAUUCACAUCGGGGCGGGCCCACGUCCAUAACAGAGAACCCAGUCGCUGCCAUCCUGGCCUACUGUGGUUCCUCCAUUCUGAUGACCGUUACGAACAAAUACGUCCUCUCUGGCGUCGACUUCAACCUCCCUUUCUUCCUUCUCUGCAUACAGUCUGUUGUCUGCGUUGCAGCAAUUUCGAUAUGCAAGAGCGCUGGUAUCAUCACAUACCGCGACUUCAACAGUGAUGAAGCAAAGAAAUGGUUUCCCAUCUCUCUUCUCCUCAUCGGUAUGAUCUAUACGAGCACCUGGGCCCUCAAGUUCCUCUCGAUUCCCGUCUACACCAUUUUCAAGAACCUUACCAUCAUCUUGAUUGCAUACGGAGAGGUUCUCUGGUUCGGUGGUGCUGUCACGCCAAUGGCGCUCUUUUCUUUCGGAUUGAUGGUCUUCAGCUCCGUCAUCGCGGCCUGGGCAGACAUUCAGCACGCUUUGUCGAGUAUGGGACAAUCUACAAGCGCAUCCACAGACGCCAUGUCCACUCUGCACGCUGGCUACCUCUGGAUGAUGUUCAACUGCUUGUGCACAGCUACUUAUGUUUUGGGCAUGCGCAAGCGCAUCAAGCUCACCAAUUUCAAGGACUUUGACACCAUGUACUACAACAACCUCCUCACCAUCCCGAUCCUGUUGGUUGCCUCGAUCCUCGUCGAAGACUGGUCCUCCGCGAACAUCCAGAAGAACUUUCCCCCUGACCAGCGCAACACCGUCAUCACCGUCAUGGUCGUGUCCGGUCUCUCCACAGUCUUCAUCUCAUACACUUCCGCCUGGGCUGUCCGUGUCACCUCGUCUACCACAUACUCUAUGGUUGGCGCUCUGAACAAGCUCCCCAUUGCUCUCAGCGGUCUCAUCUUCUUCGAUGCGCCCGUCACCUUUGGCAGUGUUUCUGCUAUUUUUAUCGGUUUCGUCAGUGGUCUGGUUUACGCGCUCGCCAAGAUCCGACAGAACAGCCAGCCCAAGACGGUCCUCCCCACUAGCAACAUCCCACUCAGCGCCAGCAGCAGGAGCAUGCAGGACAGCCUGAAGUCAUAGAAGCCGUUGAAGGAGCACGACGAAUACUAUCAGACAUGAAGGAAAAUGACUCUGGGUCCUUUAUUUGUGGCAUUUUGCGUGGUUUCGGAUGCAGAGCAUGGCUUCCUUUUACUCCUAACUCGGCACUUGACUGAGAAGGGAGUUUUGAUUUCUUUGGGUAUUUUCAUGUACCUCUUGUGCCUUUGGGCAUGUUACCUACACCAUUUAACAAAUUAGAUCAGGCUUGGCGUUCCGGGCAAAGGCAGCGAGCCAUGACGUCCAAGACAGAGGAGUAAAAAGAGGAGCGAAUCGAUUGAUGUAUUAGGAAC
Molecule: messenger RNA, 1633 nt
Organism: Bipolaris sorokiniana ND90Pr
Lineage: Eukaryota; Fungi; Ascomycota; Dothideomycetes; Pleosporales; Pleosporaceae
Exons: 4
Coding region: 171-1325 (384 amino acids)
Cellular component (GO): Golgi apparatus
Molecular function (GO): GDP-mannose transmembrane transporter activity; antiporter activity
Source: RefSeq, a predicted model, not a curated record